AUGAAGGCAGAAGAUAUUUUCCCUCCUGGUGACUAUCGCUCUCCUCCUGAUGUACAUUACAGCGUUAUUGAUCACAUCAACAAUGCAACCGACAAAAACAAUACCGCAAAUUGUCUGCUAUUCAUAACGGGCAGCCGGAAGGAGGAAAAGCCCGUUUGGAAGAUUGACCCGGUUUAUAAUUACACGAGGAUUGUGAUCAUCAGCUUGCAAGGUGCCAAUUUUACCAACAACGUUGAUAUUACAAGAGGCGUUUCCCGGAACGUAGACCUUGAGCAUUUCAAUGAGUCUGACAUCCAAGCUGUAUACGAUGAAAUUAUGCGGGGCUUCAAGAGGAAUUGGACUUACAUGUACUUGAACGAAGACACUGAGUACCAGUAUGUCUAG
Molecule: messenger RNA, 384 nt
Organism: Cylicocyclus nassatus
Lineage: Eukaryota; Metazoa; Nematoda; Chromadorea; Rhabditida; Strongylidae
Source: the annotation of a GenBank genome assembly